GGCGACAUUGACAGUCGUGCAUCACAAUUAAGCGUUAGUCCCUGUUACCAGCCAGCAGCAAGCAGCACUACAACACUUUUAAAUCCCUCCGCUGCUGCAGUAUCCCGUCCAUCUCCUCGCCCACCUUAUAGUGGAAGAAUGGAAAAUGGACGACAUUGAAUAAAAAAAAUCAAUGAGAGAAAAAAAUUUUUUUAUAUGCUCAUUCAGUUUUGUACACACAAAAAAUAUCUACACAACUGAGAAUGAGUGCCUUUUUUUAAUAUUUUUCCCUCUAUUUUUAUCGUCUUCAUCUCAUUUUUUAUUGUAAAAUAAUAAUAAUAAAACGCACACAUCAAAUAAAAUCUCAAUAAUUGUAUGAAAAAUUCUAAAACAUCGGUUAUCAUCGAAUUUCUUUAUCUCAAAAAUUUUUUCCUACGUUUAGGUCUAGUUGGAAGUUUAAAUUUGUUAUUUUUAAGUUAAUUGUUGGCAUAUUGUUUUUUAUUUUUCUUUCUCUCUCAAUUUUUUCCGUCUCUCCAUAUUUGACCAAUUCCAUAUUUUGCCAGCAAGGCUAAAAACUCGCGUUUUGCCAACAAGGCCUUACUGACUAAACAUGAUUUUCUACCCUUAUUGGCAAAAUGUAAAAUUGGUCAAAUAUGGAGGAGCCACUUUUUCAAUUCUCUUCCAUUUUUCUCUAAUUUUUUGGUCCCUUCAUUUAUUUAUUUGUUUCCACAUUGCUUUUUUUUUUCGUCCACGUCGUUAUUCCGCUUAUUUUUUCUUCAAUUUUAUUAGUCGAUUAUAUUAAUCAUAAAAUAGGGGGGCGAAAGUCUACCGAUAACAUACAAACCAUUUUAGAGAAAGCAAAGAAUAAAUAUAAGCAACCAAUUUUAUUAAUAAAAUGCCACUUCGCCUUGAUGUUAAACGGAAAUUACUCGCUCGUUCUGAUCGUGUCAAAUCAAUUGAUUUACACCCAACUGAACCGUGGACAUUAGUUUCUCUUUAUAAUGGGCAUGUUCACAUUUGGAAUCAUGAAAAUCAGCAGUUGGUUAAAUCGUUUGAGGUUUGUGAGCUGCCUGUACGCGCGGCAAAGUUCAUUUUUCGCAAAAAUUGGAUAGCGACUGGUUCAGAUGAUAUGCAACUUCGCAUUUUCAAUUAUAACACGUUGGAACGUGUGCAUCAAAUGGAAGCUCACUCGGACUAUUUGCGAUCGAUAGCUGUGCAUCCAACCCAGCCCUUCUUACUAACUAGUUCUGAUGAUAUGCUUAUUAAACUAUGGGAUUGGGAUGAUAAAUGGAAGCUAAAACAGACAUUUGAAGGCCACACUCAUUAUGUUAUGCAAUUAGUGAUAAAUCCAAAAGACAAUAAUACAUUCGCCACAGCUUCACUCGACAAAACAAUAAAAGUUUGGCAAUUGGGAAGCCCUACUCCAAAUUUUACUCUUGAAGGCCACGAGAAGGGGGUAAAUUGUGUUGAUUAUUACCACAGUGGAGACAAGCCUUAUUUAAUUUCUGGAGCAGAUGACAGAUUGAUCAAAAUUUGGGAUUAUCAAAACAAAACUUGUGUUGCAACACUUGAAGGACAUUCGCAUAAUGUUUCUGCUGUUUGUUUUCAUCCAGAAUUGCCUAUAAUUGUUACUGGGUCAGAAGAUGCGACUGUACGAAUUUGGCAUGCAAAUACAAAUAGACUUGAAACAACACUAAAUUAUGGACUUGAACGUGUUUGGUGUAUAACAGCACAAAAAGGAUCAAAUAAAAUUGCUAUUGGUUAUGAUGAAGGCUCGGUAACUAUAAAAUUGGGACGUGAGGAACCUGCUGUCUCCAUGGAUUCGACAGGAAAAUUAUUGUGGGCAAAACAUACAGAUGUUCAACAAGUUAAUUUGAGAGCAUCAGAUGAACAAACUUUGGAGCAAGCACAAGAUGGAGAGCGACUUGCUCUUGCUGUCAAGGACAUGGGAUCAACAGAAUUAUACCCUCAAAAAUUGCAGCAUUCUCCAAAUGGACGUUUUGUUGUUGUUUGUGGAGAUGGUGAAUAUAUAAUUUAUACGGCAACAGCUUUGCGUAACAAAUCUUUUGGUUCAAGCCUUGAUUUUGCAUGGGCAAAUGAUUCAAAUAUGUAUGCAGUGCAAGAAAGUUCGCAAUUAAUUAAGCUGUUUAAGAAUUUCAAGGAAGUCCUUCAAAUUCGACCUGAUACAUCUAUUGAAGGAAUUGAUGGUGGUCAUUUAUUGGCAGCACGUUCUGCUGGUUCACUUCUUUUUUAUGAUUGGGACACUGGACAUGUUAUUCGUCGUAUUGAAAUUGUUGCCAAAAAAGUUUUUUGGAGUGAAAAUGGUGAUAUGGUUGCUAUUGCAAGUGAUGAACAACUUUAUAUUUUGCGUUAUGAUUCUGAGACUGUUUCACGCGUAAAUAUUAAUGAAAUUGGAGCUGAUGGAGUUGAAGAAGCAUUCGAAGUCAUUGGUGAACUAACGGAGGCUGUAAAAACUGGAAUUUGGGUUGGUUACUGCUUCAUAUUUACAACAACUUUAAACCGACUUAGUUAUUAUGUUGGUGGUGAAGUUGUCACUAUUGCACAUACUGAUCGUCCACUUUAUUUGCUUGGGUACUUGUCAAAAGAAAAUCGUCUUUUUGCUUGUGACAAAGACCACAAUAUUGUCUCCUAUAAAAUUCUUCUGUCAGUUUUGGAAUAUCAAACUGCUGUGAUGCGACGUGAUUUUGAUUCUGCUGAUCGAAUUCUAAAAACAAUACCAGAAAAUCAAUGUACAAGAGUUGCUCAAUUUUUGGAGAAACAAGGCUUCAAAAAACAAGCGCUUGCUGUUAGCAAGGACCCACAGCAUCGUUUUGAAUUGGCUCUUUCACUUGGAGAUUUAAAUGUUGCCUAUGAGUUGGCCCAACAAUCGGAUAGCGAAGAUAAAUGGAAACAACUUGCACAUGCAGCAACUAUUCGUUCAGAGUUACGACUGGCUGGUGAAUGUCUGGCUAAAGCUCGUGAUUUCGGAGGUCUUCUCUUGCUCGCUUCAUGUUCUGGUUCUAAUAAAUUGAUGUCACAAUUAGCUAAAGAAUCUUACAACAAUAAUCAACACAAUGUUUCAUUCCUUUCUUCAUAUCUUCUCGGCGAUUUACAACAAUGUUUGGAAAUUCUUAUUGAAAAUGGACGCAUUCCUGAAGCUACUUUCUUUGCUCAUACUUAUGCUCCAAGUCAAGUACCUCGUUUAGUGUCACUUUGGAGAGAUGCAGCGAGUCAAUCAUUGAGUGGAAUAAGCAAAAGAAAUGUUGGAGAAAGUUUGGCUGAUCCAUUAAAAUAUGAAAAUUUGUUCCCUGGUUAUGAUAAAGCACUUGAAGCAGAAAAACAAAGAGAUGGUGGAUGUCAAAAUGGAGUGGUGGUGGUGCCAGAGCAACAAGACGAUUUGAAGGAUGUAUUAGCUGAAAGUGAAUUAAAAUCUUUAAAUGGAACAGUAACAGAUCAAGAAGAAGAGGAACAUGAGAAUUCCUCUGGUGAACAACUUAGUGCAGAAGAUGAAGAAGUAGAAGACAAAGAAUCAUAA
Molecule: messenger RNA, 3514 nt
Organism: Meloidogyne enterolobii
Lineage: Eukaryota; Metazoa; Nematoda; Chromadorea; Rhabditida; Meloidogynidae
Source: the annotation of a GenBank genome assembly